Messenger RNA from Andrographis paniculata, 1226 nucleotides. Its product is annotated as PTI1-like tyrosine-protein kinase At3g15890. The record is from RefSeq and is a predicted model, not a curated record. Gene Ontology annotation, molecular function: ATP binding; protein kinase activity. The transcript has 5 exons. Bases 81 to 1226 code for a protein of 381 amino acids. Gene Ontology annotation, cellular component: plasma membrane. Lineage: Eukaryota; Viridiplantae; Streptophyta; Magnoliopsida; Lamiales; Acanthaceae. Gene Ontology annotation, biological process: protein phosphorylation.
AUGCUAUAAAGCCCAUCGUCUGUCUUCCUCGUCUUCUUCGAACAACCUUAAUUAUCAGAUCAGAUCAAAUCAAAUCAGCCAUGGGGACUUCCCUCAGCUGCUGCACACCCGAGAAAGUCGACGAAGGGUUAACGUUCGGGGGAGAUGACGAUGUCAACCAAUGGAGGAUAUUCACGUACAAAGAACUACACACGGCGACGAAUGGAUUUAGCGACGAUUACAAGCUCGGCGAAGGGGGCUUUGGAAGCGUAUAUUGGGGCAAAACAUCGGAUGGCCUUCAAAUUGCCGUAAAGAAAUUGAAGUCGUUGACAUCAAAGGCGGAGAUGGAGUUUGCGGUGGAAGUCGAGGUAUUAGGAAGAGUUAGGCACAAGAAUUUGCUAGGGCUUAGGGGAUACUGUGCUGGGAGUGAUCAAAGACUCAUUGUUUACGACUACAUGCCUAAUCUGAGCUUGUUGUCGCAUUUACAUGGCCAAUGCGCCGGUGAAGCUCGCCUCGAUUGGAAGAAGAGAGUCAAAAUCGCUAUAGGAUCCGCCGAGGGCCUAGUAUAUUUGCAUCACGAAGUGACGCCACAUAUAAUCCAUCGAGACGUCAAGGCGAGCAAUGUGCUCCUCGACUCCAACUUCGAGCCAUUAGUCGCCGAUUUCGGGUUCGCAAAGCUAAUCCCGGAAGGCGUUAGCCACAUGACAACAAGGGUUAAGGGAACAUUGGGAUACCUAGCCCCCGAAUACGCAAUGUGGGGGAAGGUCUCCGAGAGUUGCGACGUGUAUAGCUUCGGGAUACUUUUGCUAGAAAUCGUAACGGGUAGAAAACCGAUCGAGAAGCUCCCCGGUGGGAUCAAGAGGACCAUCACAGAGUGGACUGAGCCAUAUAUAGCCCGUGGGCGGUUCAAGGACAUCGUCGACCCGAAGCUCGGCGGAAAUUUUGACGAGGCCCAACUUGUGCAAAUGGUCAAUGUGGCAGCAUUGUGCGUGCAAAGUGAACCAGAGAAGAGGCCAACAAUGAAGGAAGUGGUGACACUUUUAAGAGGCGGCACUCGCGAUCCAUUUCGCGGUGGCGAUGAUCCCAAGCCGAGGAUAGAAGGGGUGACGUACGGCCCGGAUUUGAUGGCGGCCGACGAUCCAACGAGCGAGGAUGAUGAAUAUGGAAAGUAUGGGGAUGAGAGUAGUGUGUAUGGUGUGUUUGGAGCAUUGGAAGCUCGAAGGUUGCAAGAUUCUUAUAGACGAUGA